ACUCAUUCAUUCAUUCUUUGAAGUUUACUAAACUGACUCACCAUUAUUUUAUUAAUUUUCAUGUUUAUAUUUUUAAGUAACUUAAUAAUUAAUUAAUCUAUUACUAAAAAUUAAUUCAAAAUAAGUAUACAGUGCCUAUAUUUUUAUUAUACAAUAAUGUCUUACUUGUGAAUUCUGAAUAUAACGUGAAGUAAUCACGUUGAUUUUACAUAUUUUUUAAUCGAAAUAGUGUCUGUGUUUCGUGUUUUUAAAGUGAAUAUUAUUAAUAUGGCUGAGAAGAAAAUUCAAGAAAAUCCCCUGCCUGAAGAGCAGCCUACAGAACAAACAAACCAAAUAGAUAAACCAAAAGAAGUACCCAUGAAAACUACACCAGACAAAACUACAACAGUUGUUCUGCCAUCUUCGCCUCCUACAGCAAUUUCACCAAGGAUGACGGUGCCAACAUUCACCAAAACAUCACCAAAUGAUCUAUAUAGGAGACUACUGCCUGCAGUUUUGUUUGUGCUGACUUUUGUUACUGUGAUGACUAUGUUGCUGAUAUAUAUGGAUAAUGUCGCAAUGGGCGCCCAACAAUUCCGUGUGAACAUGUCACGUGACUACGAGUUGGCUCGCAUCCCUCAAGAGUCACCAGCCCUGGUCGCGUACGUGCGACAGCUACACCUCGCGCCACGGGUCUCACAUCACCAGCCACAGCAACACACCCCUACAAGAUCCGUUAAAGUACUGGAUCAGUUGUAUGGAGAGAUUUACAACGGCACGUUCGUGGAAGUAUUAGAAUCCGGCCCGCGUGACCCUGGCACAUUAUACCUUGGUGCGGCCCGCGGUUGGUCAGGACUGGCAGCCCGCGCCGCGGCUCGAGCCUACCUCGCGCUGCGGGGUCGCGCUCUCGCCACGCUGCACGCUUGCCUCAGCCCCACGCCGCAUCCCAGAGAGGUAACAUACCACGAAUCGGAGAGUCCAGAGGCGGCAUUCAGCUCGCGUGUGCUGUGCCUGCCGCUAUACACGAUGCUGCUAGCCGCGGAUGCCACCCACGCCACGUACGUCGUGUUGGACGGGGCUACCGUGCCACUAGCUCUCCGCCAUGUGCCCUUCGGCACGCCGGACCUUCGUCUGCAGGUGAUCGAGUUCCGUUCUACGGACGUGGCCGCCCGCAACCUAACUACCCAAUACCUGACGAUAAAGAACUACACAGUCGCGGCAAGCUUCGAAGACAGCAUCAUGUACACUCUGAAAGAGGUUUAAGUAUACUAUUCCAAAUAUAUCGCACGUUCACAUCAGAUCUCUCACAACUCAACGUAGCUUUAAUGAGUACGUGAAUUUGAAGUGUCUUAAAUAGGUAAUUAUAAGGGCCUAUUAUUAUUUUAAGAAGCCGCUAAGCUAAGAAUUCGCAGCGUUACGGUUUCUUAUAACAUUUUGUAGCAUUUCAUUGUUAUAAUUUUAUUGUAAACAUUAUUUCAAAAUCUAUUCAAUAGUUAUUUUAGAUUUGUAUUGACAGAUUUGUUAUAAAUACAUAAGAUAACCAUUCAGCAUCAUGUAUCGAAAAUUUUACCUCAAUUUUUUUUUUAAUUAAUUGUUAAUAAGAUCUCAAUAUCCUGUCAUAAAAUUGUAUACAUUUUGCAUUUCAUUCUUGCAUAAAUAUUGAAUUAAUUUUAAUAUUAUUAUGCUAAAAGAUAAUAAUGAAAUUUCACAAAAUUUUAUCAGAGAUCGUUAUGCUACGGUCCCUAGUAAGGAGACGUAGUUUUUCACACGGUAUUAGAACUUUUGAAUAAUGUUGUAAAGUCAAACACUUUUUCCACUCUUAAAUAUAUUUACGACACAUAUACUACAAACUGUAGUCAUUUUAAAUACCUUACUAAAAUGUGAAAUAAUUAUGAUAGUUUUUUUUUUAGUUAUAGUCAAAUAAUUCAUUUAGAUGGAAAUAUUUUUUUAUCUCAGUAAUUUUUCGUGUUGUCUUUUAUUGUAUACGUAAAUAAUCUCAAUAGUAUAGUAAUUAAGGUUAGAAAUGAUAAUGAAAUUUUAUGAAAUGUAAUUAUUUUUAUGGCAACAUUCAUUCGCUUUAAACACAGCCAAUACGAUAUUAAAUUGAUAUUAAUUUUAAUAAUUAAAUAAUACAAUUAUACCAAUAAUUUCAAUUAUAUUUUUUUAAUACAUUAUCGAUAAUUUUAAUUAGAUUUUAAGUUGGAGUGACUUCUGGUGGCUGUUAUUUCGGACCAGUGUUGAUUGUAUGAAUAAAAUUGCCAAUAAAUUACAAAUCAACCGCUCUAUACAAAUGACAAACGAAUCUAUAGGUACGGUUUUCUUUGAUCUACAAAUAUAAAAACAAAAAACAAGACACCGGAUGUUGCUCUUCCAUUCUAUUUCAUGAAAGCGACAACGACGUAUCUAUUGAUAGAUUCAUUAGACAGUGUGGCCAGUUGUCUAAAAAAUCUAAAAAAAAUCCAUUUUAGAUGUAUCUAAUCAUUUAAAAUUAAUUUUUGUUGUAAACUAUAUAGAAGGAAAGUCUUAUUAUGAUCGAUAGUGACGAUAUUAUUUUGAUAGCAAUUUCCUUUAUAUAAUCGACAUUGAAUCCCAAUAUCUGACAAAAGUCGCUUUUUAAGUUUUAGUUGUGAUAUUGUAAAUAGAAAACUGGGUGCCAGUUGCACUUAAUAACCCUCGCACUUAAAAACCCUCGCAGAUUGCUAUCUUAGCGACUAUCUACUCGAGAUUUUAGAAUUUAUUUAUAAAGAUACUAAUAUACAUUGCACGUUAUUGAAAAAAAAAAAACAGUACUUUAGUCUUAUUUCAUAUAUCGGUAACAAGAUUGAUUUUUCAUUUGUCUCGGAGAGGAUAUAAAUAGAAAAUAUUUUACUUUCUGCAAACUUACUGCACCUAGUGGAACUUGAAUUAAUAUCUGAAUUAUGCACUAAAUUUGUUAAAGAGAACCAAGUAUUUUUCAUUUUAAUAUGUCAAUAUUUUAGUCUGUGAGGUAAAUUCUAACGGUUACUAUUUAUGCGUAGCUGGAUAUUUGUCCAUGUCAUCUAUGAGUUGUCAGAUUGUAUGCGACGU
Galleria mellonella (greater wax moth) is the source of this 3045-nucleotide messenger RNA. RefSeq names its product protein Star (gene S). NCBI's taxonomy places the organism in Eukaryota, Metazoa, Arthropoda, Insecta, Lepidoptera, Pyralidae. Bases 268 to 1242 code for a protein of 324 amino acids. The record is from RefSeq and is a predicted model, not a curated record. The transcript is spliced from 6 exons.